Molecule: messenger RNA, 776 nt
Organism: Cicer arietinum (chickpea)
Lineage: Eukaryota; Viridiplantae; Streptophyta; Magnoliopsida; Fabales; Fabaceae
Source: RefSeq, a predicted model, not a curated record
AUUUUGUUUCCUAGUUGCCAUUAUAUCUAUCUCGUUGUCACCAUUCUCAUAUCUUUAUUUUAAGUCAAAGAGAAACAAAAAGAUGGGUCAAUCUCUCAAGAAAUUAACACCUGGAACUGAUGAAAAGAAGGCCAAAGAACUUGGCCCAAUUAUAGAUAAAUUCUAUGAAAACAAUUUAAAAAACCCCUCAAAUAACUUUCCAGAAUUCUACCGAGGAGUAUGCGAAAUAGUCGAGGAACUAAAUAAAAAGCUUGGAUACACGCAGUUCAAACUCCCUAAGACCGAGGACCUUAGGAAGGCAUAUCAAGAGCAUCAUCAAGGGAAAGACAAGGAACUAACAAAAGCAGAAUUCGAAGAUAUUAUGAGAGAGGUGAUAAAGGAAUCAGGUUUCACUGGUGUGGGAGCAAAGGAAGCACUUUUGUACAUAUUUGGUGUUCCUGUGACUGCUCUGUUUGUCAAACAGAGAGUGAUGCCUCAAGCAAUUCCAAAUGAAUUUUUCAUUCCAGGGAUUACUUCACUCACUGUUUUAGUUCUUGCUGCUCUUAACAAGAUAUAAUGAUAUAUUAAUUGUGAUCAACGUAGCUACAAUGUGUUGGGGUUGGCCUUUACUUUCUAGUUUUGCAAGUUUACACCAUUAUUAAUAUUGAAUAUAUCUAUCUAUGCACCAUGAAUUCAUAGUCCCAUAUAUAUGUGUAUGCAAUCUUAAAAAAAAAUUAAGAGUCUCAUAUGUGAAUGUGAUCAUACCAUUAUCUAUGUUAUUUUCCCUUAAUUCUCUA